AAUAAAAAGAUGCCAAUUCCUGCAGAUCCAGAAAGUUGUUCACAGUUCACAAUAUGAAAUCCCAGUCGACAAUAGUUCGUAAUGUUCCACAACAAGACUUAUCAAAUGAACUGAAAUUUUUUGUCAAGGGAGCAACUAAAAAAGAAAAAUGCAAUCCUCUAGAUUUGACAAAGUCUGCAUUGACCCUUCUGAAAUCUCUUCCAGCUUCUCGGGUGGCUGUGCUAGAAUAUUUUCGCUUCAUCUUUGAUAAUGCUGCUUUGAAUUACAUCAAAGCAAUAGAGACUGAAAUCAAAACAGGCAGUUUUUUAACAGUUCCUGAAACAGAUGAAGUGAUAGUUUCUGAAAUUCACACAUUAUUAAGUGUGCUCAUUUCAGGUAAUUCAGUAGCAUGGGCCCCUAUGAUCAGUACUUGGUCACUGGAGCUAUUAGGUGAAAUUUCCAGUAAAUAUUCAGGUCGAGCACACUUUUCAGCAAAUCUUAAUGAGACUCUACAGCUAUGGAUGGCAUGUAGAGCCACAAGAACUCUAGUGGAUAUCAACACCAAGUGUUUAUCAAGUCUAAUAUACUCAGAUACUGAGGCAUCUAUAAGUGCUCUUCUAGACACCUCCAUAAAACAUUCACCUCAUUUUGACUGGGUAGUAGCUCAUGUAGGAAGUUGUUUCCCAAAUACAGUGAUAACAAGGGUUCUUUCAUGUGGUCUUAAGGACUUUUGUCAAAAUAAAUCAUAUGAGCAGGGGUGUGACUCACCAAAACUCAAAUCAGUUGUUGGAAUAUUGGGGCAUUUGGCUGGCAGUCAUGUUGAAGAUAUAAGAGAAGCCAUUUUGGCCAUUUUCAAUUGGAGCCUGAGAGAAACUUUUGAAGACACAGACUUGCAUAGGUUACAGAAAAAAGCAACAGUUCCUUAUAUUCUUCAACUCUUUUACCUCUCAUCUACAUUACUAUCAGCAGUUUGCAUGAGCAUCAAAGAUACUUUAACUAUAGAGGUUAUUGGCAGAUUAUAUCAUUAUGUUGAAGAUUGGUGCAGAUAUUUUGGAACACCAGAAGCUUUGGAGGAAUUAUUAAUGACUUUGAUACUUCGUUGUGAACAAAGUGGUGCACAAAUAAUAAAACUGCUCCUGAACUGUAUCCAUUUAACAAAAAUCAGAGGAAAUGAUCAGAUGAAACUUAAUAUUGUGGAGAAGUCUAAAGAUAUCCUAUUUAAUGUGUUACAAGAAAUGGAAAAAUCAGUUAGACAUGCCAAUCCAGUGGGUAUUGUGAUUUCUAUAUCAAAAGAUUUGAAGGAAUUGGAAAACAUGUUUUUAAGCUCUGAAAAACUUGUUUUUGAAACUGCUGGACACCUUGUUAUACUCUUGGGUCACAUGAAUUCUUCAGCUAUGGUUACCUCAGCACAGUUUUUGUUACAAAAUGCCACAAAUGCAGAUCAACUAGUAUUAUUCCUGAAAUGUUUGACUAGUGAUCUUAUUGAUAAAACUACUCCACCAUAUUCAGAAAAAGGGGGUCAUUUUUCUGUAGUCCUGGAACAAAUACUAAGUCGCAAUAUACAGAAAUUUUUUGGAUCCAAUGAGGAAAAUUUGGAUUUAUCCCAAAUGUGGACCAACCUGUUGACUUUACUACAGUGGGAAAAAAGUGGAAGAGUACCUUGCCUCAAUUCGAAAAUCAUUACAAGGGCUUUGGAAGCCAAUUUGACCAAUUUAACAUCACUGUUUUCUAGUGAAGUGUUGCAUAUGCAUGUUAUCGCAGAUAUUUUAGAUACGAUGGAAAUUCCUAAACCAACUGAAUCUUACAGUCCUCCUAUUCAAGUUAUUUUGAAUUUGACUCAAUCAACUGUUAAUUAUUUCUUUGCCUGCUGUCAUGAUGAUGGUACAUCAAAGAAAUUGAAAGGAUUCCAGAAAGUUUGCCAGAUUCUCAAGAGGCUCUGUACAUAUUCCAAGGUGGCAAAAGUGCUGGCAUUGAGAGAAUUAUUAGAAAGUGCCUUAUUCAGAAGUGAUAAUGUGCUCUUUGGGGCCAACAACAUUGAACAUGAUUAUGAAAUGGAUAAGGGCCUUUUAAAACAAAACAAAAAGAUCAAUAAAACAAUACCCCUGACAAAACAUUCAUCAGUAUUCAAUGGUGGAAUCAUAGGCACAGGCAAAAGAAAGUCCGUUUGCUUUGAUGAGCUUCCUUCUCAUGUUGUAGCAAACAACAUUUAUCAACUGAUUAAUGCUAUAAAGGCAUGUUGUGCUUUGCUGGAAGAAAAUAAAUAUACUGAUAUGUCAUGGGAUAGUAUGACAUUAUUAUCGUUGCUUCUCGUUCAAUUUGUCAGCCCUGAUGUGAUGUAUAAUGGGUUGCCUUGGCCAGAGGAAGAUUUUUCAAAGGUAACUAUGGAAAGAGACCUCUUUAUAAGACGCAUGUUCACCAACACGCCUCUAUUGUGGGAACUUCUUAGCUUCGUGGCUGUUUAUAGACCAGCCAUAUGUUACUGUUCAGUGCUGAUACGAGCGCUCACAGCCACAUUGAUGCACCAAUGGAAGAGCAUGGGUGAACAGAGCAAAAGCGGAUUGUCGGAGAACUACAAAAAUCUCAUGGACACCACAAUAAGGGUGAUAGAUGUUAUGGCAUUGGGUCAGCUUUUACCGCCACCUCUGUCUAGUAUUCGUGAUGUAUUACCGUACUUGAAAUGUCAUGAGAUUGUUGCUGUACUGAGAGAAUGUGUGUGGUGUUACAUGAGGGAUCAUAUUCCAUCCCCAGCACUAUUUGGUUGUGAUUCGAACUUGGUGUAUUGGCGAGAUCCAAUUAUUGCAAGGCCACCUGAGAUGUACACCAAUACCUUGAGGAUAAUAAUGCAGAGGAACAUCAAGUCCUUGGGCCAUAUGUAUGCACAAAUGUUUAUCAAUAUACCAACUCAUGAUACUUGAAUACAGUUUUUUUACUGAACAUU
Messenger RNA from Phaedon cochleariae (mustard beetle), 2917 nucleotides. Lineage: Eukaryota; Metazoa; Arthropoda; Insecta; Coleoptera; Chrysomelidae. The record is from the annotation of a GenBank genome assembly.